Messenger RNA from Beta vulgaris subsp. vulgaris (sugar beet), 3833 nucleotides. Its product is annotated as receptor-like protein 45. Gene Ontology annotation, molecular function: protein binding. Bases 39 to 2897 code for a protein of 952 amino acids. Lineage: Eukaryota; Viridiplantae; Streptophyta; Magnoliopsida; Caryophyllales; Amaranthaceae. The record is from RefSeq and is a predicted model, not a curated record. The transcript is spliced from 5 exons.
UGAGAUUACAAUUAUACAUUGCAUACUUUAAACUCAAGAUGUAUGCCUAUUUUUUCUUAUCUCUUUGUUUCUCUGCUUUCCAAAUUAUGAUUAGUACAAGAGGAUUAGAAUACUUGCUUUGGCUAUUAUUUGUAGCCACUUUGCUUCAUGCUUGUCAAGUAAAAUCUUGCGUAGAAGAAGAGAGGCUUGGUUUACUAGACCUUAAGGCCUACAUGCUAUCAUUUUCGGACCAUGGCGAAUUUACAAGGCCAUGGUCCGAUAAUGGAGAAAGAUAUAAUUGUUGUGCUUGGAAUAUGGUUCAGUGCAACACGUUCACUGGACGUGUAAUUGAGCUAGAUCUAAGCUCCAUGGUGAAUUACUACAAUGAUAAACUUGACAACCCAUGGUUGUUCAACGUAACACUUUUCCGCGCUUUUGAGCAACUUGUAGGCCUCGACUUAUCCAACAACAACAUCAAUGGUUUGGUGGAGAAUGAUGGUUCUUUAGAGAUCACAACUAUGGAAAACCUCCAAGAUCUGAAUUUGGGUUCUAGUAAUUUUGAAACUCGCGGUAUUUCUGCUGUGUCGCUUCUUACUUCCCUUAAGAAAUUGAGCCUUGAUGGUUGUGGUUUGAGCGAGUCCAACUUUAAGUUUCAAGAUUUGGCGAGGAUGACAGAGCUAGAAGUACUAAAUCUGAGUGACAAUGAAUUCCAAGGUCCUGUACAAGAAUUGCUUACGAAUCUUACAAAUCUGGAAAAACUACAUGUACUAGAUUUGGGGAACAAUAACUUCCAUGGAUCCAUCCCAGAUAUAUGUAAAUUCAAGAAUCUGCUAGAGUUGCGCCUUCAUAACAAUCUUUUUAACGGGGUCUUACCUUCAUGUCUACAAAACUUGUCUUCCUUACAAGUUCUUGAUCUUUCAGAUAAUCAAUUCAAUGGAAACUUCAUUGAUAUGGUCUUAAACUUUACAUCCUUACAAUACUUAGACAUCUCAGAUAACUUCUUUGAAGGGAAGUUUUCCUUAAGUUCUUUUGCCAACUUUACAAACCUUGAAGUUUUACAACUUUCAAGAAACAAUAUAGAAGUCCAAACAGAAGAUAUAUCAUGGUUGCCUACAUUUCAGUUGCGAUUCGUAGGAUUAGGAGGUUGUAAUCUCAACAAACCAUAUGGGUUCAUCCCUAAAUUUUUGUUACAUCAACAUAAACUUAAAGAGAUUGAUCUCUCCGAAAACAACUUAGUUGGAUUGUUUCCUUCUUGGUUGUUGAACAAUACUCAGCUUACAACUUUAUACCUAGGAAGUAACUUCCUCAAUGGAUCUAUUCAGUUGGCUGGUUAUGAUAAUGCAUCUUUGGAUAUUCUUGACGUCUCUAGCAACAAUAUUCAAGGUUCGUUACCUGAAAAUUUCGGUUUAGUAUUCUCCAAGCUCUCCUUUUUCAACAUCUCUUUGAAUCAUCUCGAGGGACAUGUUCCAAGCUCGAUGAGUCAUAUGACAAGACUAAUUAUGCUUGAUAUGUCGAACAAUAACUUGUCUGGAGAAAUUUCGAUAAGUUUACUUAGUCAUUGUAACGCUUUGAUGGUACUACGAUUGUCUGACAAUAACUUGGAGGGAGAAAUAAUUCUACAGCAGAUGAAUCUACCAAACUUGAAAUGGUUGCAAUUGAGUAACAAUCACUUCAAGGGAACAAUUCAGGAUGGACUUCGAAGAAGUAAUCGAUUGUUUUUGUUGGAUAUAUCGAACAACAAUCUAACGGGGAAGAUUCCUAGCUGGAUUGGUGAGUUCUCCAUGUUAUAUAUUUUAUCGAUGUCUGAAAACAAUUUUCAAGGUCACAUUCCAAUAGAAAUAUGCAACCUCCUCCAACUGAAUUAUUUGGAUCUUUCACAGAAUAACUUUACUGGACAUAUACCUUCAUGCUCAAACUUUUCUUUAUUAAGUUAUGUGCACCUAAGCAACAACAAUCUUACUGGACCUAUACCAACAGCAUUAUCAAGCAACUCGAACCUAGCAAUACUUGAUCUAAGGAAUAAUCAACUUACAGAGAGUAUUCCACUGUGGAUUGAUAAACUUUCAAAGUUGCAAGUGCUCUUGUUGAGCAGGAAUAAUCUACACGGCGAAAUUCCUAAUGAAAUGUGUGAAUUAGAAGAUAUGAACAUAUUAGAUCUAUCGCAUAACAACUUAUCUGGAGGGAUACCCGCGUGUUUUGGUAAAUUGUCGUUUGGGAUGAGAGUUUUCUCACAUGACAGCAACUCACAGAAUACAAGGAGUAAUUUGCAUGUGUACUUAUAUGCCAUUCCAGAAGAAGUGCAAUUUCUACAAAAGAACGAGUACCUCUCUUAUGUAGGGGGAAUUCUUCAACUUAUGUCAGGACUAGAUUUGUCCAGCAACAAUCUUACUGGUGUUGUUCCUUCAGAGUUGGGAAACUUAUCGCAGAUUAUAUCAGUUAACUUGUCGCGUAACCUUUUAACUGGGUCCAUCCCGAGUAGCUUCUCCAAUCUUAAGCAAGUGGAAAGCCUAGACUUAUCCUUCAACAACUUGAGCGGCAUGAUCCCUUCUCCACUUGGCGAGCUAAACUUCUUGGUGAUUUUUAAUGUGUCUUAUAAUAACCUGAUUGGGCAUGUGCCAGAGGCAGGGCAGUUUGCAAACUUCGAUGAGCGAAACUAUCUUGGGAAUCCUGGACUUUAUGGAUUUCAUUUGACUGUAUCUCCGAGCUCAAUGGCCAAAGCAUUGCCUCCGGUUAGUCCAACCAAGGAAGAUGAAGACCAAGAAGACGGAAUAUACAUGGAAGAUUUUUUCUGGAGCUUCGGUAUGUCCUGUGUCGUCAUAUUCCUUGCAACCAUCAUAGUUCUUUGUGUGAACCCUCGUUGGCGUACAGCAUGGUUCGAGUUUGUUGAGCAGCAUAUACGGUGGUUGCCAAUCCCAUAGCUGAUGUAGUAUCCUUAGUGAUUAGUUCAAACUUCAAUGUACUCCAUAUUAUACUUAGGAAAAAUGGAUUAGAAUGACUCCAACGUUGGCUCAUCCGCUUUUAAUAUCUCUAACUAUGGGUUAUUCCUGUAUAAUCUCAACUAUUGGGUAGUUCCACCACAAAUGCGCCGUGACCUGAAGGAAACCUAUUUAAUCGGUAAAUACUAAAUAGCCUACGUGUCACCCCUCCUCCACCCUCCCACCAUCCCUAUAGGCCCCCUCCCCCACCCUCAGCAGCCCCCCUCCCCCACCCCUGCGCUGCCCGCCCUCGAUUUCAAAACAGUCCCUUCCCCCACCCCUUGCAGCGCCCCACCCCCCUUCUCAUCAACGGAUCUGAGCGCCUCCCCCCCCCCCCUCCCCUCUUUUUCUCUGUUAGAUGAACUGGGGUUGUGAAUGGGACUGCUGUGGCCUGUGGUGGAGGGGGUUGGGCUGGAUGAGGGCUGCAGCAAUGGGGGAGAAGGUGGAGAAGGUGGCUAAAAUGGUAGUGGGUGGGAGUAGAAAUUAAAAAUAAAAUAAAUUACCUUGCUAACAAGUUAUAAGUCAUUUGGGUGCAUUUUUGGCGGACUUUCCCAAUAGUUGAAAUUAUACAAGAAUAACCCAUACUUGGGGGUAUUAAAAGUGAAUGGGUCAAAGCUGGAGGUAUUCUGAUCUAUUUUUCCUUAUACUUAUGUAUGGUAGCAAAUUAGACAUGAAUUAAGGAGACAUUCUAGACUAAGUUUGUAUCUUAAUGUUAGAUUUUGCAUUAUCAUGUAUAUGUACUCUGCUUCACAGCCUUCCUAACAUCUGUAUUAUAUACUUCAUGCUAUAUAGUGUGGCUGUGUGGCACGGAUAUUAAUCUCACUAUAGAACAAUGAUGUGUUAUGUCGGAAUCUUUAAUAUAUAAUCAGAUUAGCAAUA